Molecule: messenger RNA, 2181 nt
Organism: Photinus pyralis (common eastern firefly)
Lineage: Eukaryota; Metazoa; Arthropoda; Insecta; Coleoptera; Lampyridae
Gene: Mcm10
Product: protein MCM10 homolog
Exons: 1
Coding region: 174-2132 (652 amino acids)
Biological process (GO): DNA replication; DNA replication initiation
Cellular component (GO): nucleus; replication fork protection complex
Molecular function (GO): DNA replication origin binding; single-stranded DNA binding
Source: RefSeq, a predicted model, not a curated record
AUUAAAACAAUUUUCAUUUAACGUAAUACACGGAAUCUAAUGCUCUUUUGCACCAUACGCACAAGAUCUUGUGGUUUUUGUGGACGAAAUAACAAAAAAAAAAGUAUGUACAGUGUUGUCAAAUCGGCACUGUAUUAAAGGGGAAAAAGCGCGGGAUUUGUAGGUGAACUGCAAUGUCUGACAAUGAGUUACUUGAUUCUUUACUUGCCGUAAUUAAUGAAACCCCCGAACCUCAACCGUCCUUCGAUAAAGCACUAACAUCAUUGGACAAUGUGCUUGUUCAACCGGCAAAAGAAAAACUGCAGUCUGAUCGUAGCACAAUACACAAUGGGGACACCGAUUCCUCGGAGGAUGAAGAUAAUCGUGACUUUGAGAACAGACAAUAUACUGAAUACGGACGCAGUAUUAAACAUCUACUGCGUACGCAAGCCUCCACUUCAAAACAAACCUCCAAGCAACUAUGGACUGCGAAACCCAGCACUAAUCAAUCAGAAUCCGUUCGUUGUGAAGUCUUAUUUGGAAUUCAAGUGGCGAAUCCACUAGUCACAGUGACCGUUUUAGAGGAGCGCAUGGGUGAUCGUACGUUCAUUCCACUUAGUCGAAUUAAAACUUUUACAAGGAAUGUAUCUAAAAGCGUCGAUUGGGUAGUUGCGGGCGCUAUUGUCCAUAAAAGUCCGACGAAAGUAUCUAGUAAAGGGAAGAAUUUUAUGGUGUGGACUUUAAGCGAUUUAAAAAUGGAAUUAAAGACCAUUUCUCUAUUUUUGUUUGGUCGUGCUUACGACGAAUUAUGGAAGACGACUGUCGGAACAGUUGUCGGUAUCUUAAAUCCGUCCUUACUGGAUGCACGAGACGGUAGUAAAGAUGAGGCUCAAUUAAGUAUAAAUAACCAUCAGCUUGUGAUGCUUUUGGGUAAUUCUAGAGACCUCGGCACAUGCAAGAGUGUAAAAAAGGGCGGCGAACGUUGUACCGCCUUUGUAAACGUUAGCAUCUGCGAAUUCUGCGUGUAUCACAUUAAAACCGAAUACCAAAAGUGUAGUUUACGUUCCGAGCUUCAAUCGAGUUUUAGCGGACGUGGUUUGAAUGCCUUACGGAACAAAGUAUUAGGGAAGGACCAGGUUUUUUACGCCGGCAAGUUAUAUUCUGCAAUACCUAAAAAUAGACAGACAGCGCGAGACCAACAAAGACUAAAAGUCUUGGAGGGUAACAGUCAAAGUGUUGUAAAACGAAAAAUGCCACCCCAAAAGAAGGCGGCAUCGCAAUUGGAAAUGGAUGCAACCCAACGGUGUCGCGACCUGGAACGCUUAAAAAAACUUGGUGUUAAUUCUCCUGUGGAUCUUGACAAUAAAAUUGUAAAAUUUAACGCAGACCAUUCUCGUGAAGUGAGCUGCACUUCUGCCCUCGAUGCCAUUCAAAAGUUAAAAGAAUCAAAAGCUCCAACGCUCUCUUCCUCCGCCACCAUAGACUUAAACCUACCAAUAACUAGAAAGGAGACAAUUAAAGCUAGACAAAACGCCUUGACGUGGGUUCAAACAAAUGGCCCCAUACAGAAGCAGGAUCCGAAUAGCGUGCGUGGAAAAGGAAAGAAGCGUGCGCUCGAUGUUGAGCGUUUUCAAGAACAAGACAAGAAAGCAAAAGUGGAAAUCAACAGUUUUUCAUCUGACCGAUUUAGAAAAAUAAUGACGGCGACCUCGGCUCACAACAAUUUACUCGCCGAGAUUGAGAACGAACGGCAAGAGAAGUACUUUCAAAAGUUAGAGAUGAAAGAGAGGAUGGAAGAAAAAAUGGCUACCACAUACAAAGUUCAAUGUAAAGCUGUUCGGUGUUUAAAGUGUAAAUAUACAAAUUUCUCCGCGUCGGAUACGUGCAAGACGGAACGGCAUCCUCUAAAGGUGUUUGAUGCGGUUAAACGCUUCUUUAAAUGUGGCGAAUGCAGUAAUCGAACCGCUUGUUUAACGGUUGUGCCCACACUCUCGUGUAAAAACUGCGGCAGCAGUAAAUGGGAGAGGACGUCGAUGAUGAAGGAACGCACAGAGAAAAUUGCAGCACCGACGCUUUCUAUACGAGGGGGCGAACAGGUCUUUACAAAUUCAAAUAUUUCAAAUGCAAAUUUAGACUUAUUGGUACCUGAGUAAAUUGUAACUACUUAAGUACCUAGUACCUUUAAUAAAGUUUUGUUUUAAU